Messenger RNA from Triticum aestivum (bread wheat), 927 nucleotides. Its product is annotated as zinc finger protein ZAT6-like. The transcript has a single exon. NCBI's taxonomy places the organism in Eukaryota, Viridiplantae, Streptophyta, Magnoliopsida, Poales, Poaceae. The coding region runs from base 134 to 652 and encodes 172 amino acids. The record is from RefSeq and is a predicted model, not a curated record.
AUUCUCGCAGACCAACUACACAACAGAGCAUCAAUCCAUUCUUCUUCCUGGUACCGAGUUCUCACAGACCAACAGCACAACAGAGCAUCGAUCGAAUUCCACACGCGAGAUCAGGAAGACGAGCAGCAACUACAUGGGAGCGGGCAUGAAGCGCGCGAGGGAGGAGGAGCCAGUUGUGUCGCUGGCGCUGUCGCUCAGGACAGACUCCUCGGUGACGUCCACCACGACGUCGGACAGCUCGACCGGUGCGCCGGCGCUGGUCCCCAGGAAGAGGGCGCGGCGGGGGAGAGCUGUGGCCACGUCCGGGGAGGGGGAGUUCGUGUGCAAGACUUGCGGGCGUGCCUUCGAGACGUUCCAGGCGCUCGGCGGGCACCGGACCAGCCACCUGCGCGGCCGCCAUGGGCUGGAGCUCGGCGUCGGCGUCGCCAGGGCCAUCAAGCAGCGGAAGCGGCAGGAGGAAAAGCAGCACGACUGCCACAUCUGCGGGCUGGGCUUCGAGACGGGACAUGCGCUGGGCGGGCACAUGCGGCGGCACCGCGAGGAGAUGGCACUCAGCGACGCCAUGGACCGGUGGGUCGCGCUGUCGGAUCAAGAGGCUGGGCACCAGCACGCCGCCGACCGGCCGCCAGUCUUGCUCGAGCUGUUUCUCUAGUUACCUAGCUCGACCUCUCUGCUUGCUAAUUCAGGACUUGUGCAAAUCUUCAGAAUGGUACAUUAGCGUCCUGUUCGGAGUCCCUCCACUCCGCCGCUCCGCUCCGGGAGCUGGCAGAGCUGUAGUUAAAAAGGAUGGAGCUGUAGUCCCUCCACUCCGCACCUCCUCGUAUUUUUAGGAGCCGGCGGGUUGCCGAACAGACCCUAGGUUUAGGUUAAUUGUGUCUUCAGAAUUAGAUAGCCUAAUUGUUCGAUAGAGUACGUUAUUGCUGGUUA